AUUCAAUAUCUUAACCUUGACAUUUAAAUGUGAAUAUCUAUCUAUUUAUCUAGUGCAUUGAUACUACAAAAUUGAAAACUGGGUAAUACUCAUUGCAGAACAACAUUUCGUAUACGCCAUGUGGUUAUUAUUAUUCAUGGUUGCUUUAGCCGGCAUCAAUGCCGAUAUACCCAAUUGUGAUUACUAUGACACAGUGAGAUUGUCGGAAGACCAAAAGUUACCAAAUGGUUCGUACAAGUACCAGAAUAUCAUAAUUCCACCGGAACUAACUGGUGAAUAUGAUUACGAGAUUCUUAUGAACGGAGACUCCGAGAAGGUUCCAAGGCAUCUGCGAGGUUGUGCUUGUCGGUUAGGCCCUUGCAUACGAUACUGUUGUCCCAAGAACCAGAAGCUCGUUGCCCAAGAGCGCAGAUGCGGCGAGGACACGAGUAUUCAGGACUUAGAUGACUUUGAUGGCUUUGUGGAUUUCGUUUGGAAGGAUGGCACCGAAGGGAAUAUACACGUCUCCGAUGACUUAAUCAUACAAAGAGAUCUUCCAGUGCCUUGCUCAGAGCAUAUGAGUAUUAUCGAUGAAUACAAAUGGAAACUACUGGAGAAUGGAAGUAUCGCAUACCUAUUUGUGUCAGAUAAUUCAAGUAACCACCGAUCCAAAAAUCAAUAUUGUCUACAGCCUCAGCGAUUUGGUAACGAAUCAAGGGUCGAACUGAUUCCACAAUUUUGCGAAGAUCCUCAAACUACAUGGCCAACCCUAAUGCUGCUUAUACUGAGUAUUGUUUGCUCCGUUCUUACGAUCGCUGUCUAUAUGGGAUUGCCAAAAUUACGAAAUCUUCAUGGAAUUUGUUUCAUUUGUUACUUGUUCAUGUUGAUAGUGGCUUUUUUGUUGCUACUUUUCGACAAAUUUUAUGCUUUGUUUGUGUCGGAAAAUCAAUGCAAAGCAAUUGGUUACGUUGGAUACUUUGCUGUAAUGUCGAUAUUUCAUUGGCUCAGUGUUAUAAGCUUCGAUUUGUGGAAGAGCUUUCGGGGCACCAACUAUAACGAAGAUUAUACAAUCGCAUAUCGUUUCACCAUCUAUAGCAUAAUUGUCUGGACAUCUGCGGCUGUUUUAACCCUCAUUAUAUUUAUUAUUGAUAGCACUUUGGAUCCAUAUGAUAUAGAUCAACUACCUUGGAUGCCAGGAGUAGGAAUAUACUCCUGCUGGGUCAAAACCCAUGAUUGGUCUGCAAUGCUCUAUUAUUAUGGGCCUAUGUCAAUACAAAUUAUAUUCAAUACGACAAUGUUUAUUAUGACGGCGAUUAGAAUUUUCAAAGUGAUGGAUGAGAUGAAGAAUUUCCAAGGGCGACUAGAACGCAAUCAACGUGUCCAGUCGAGGAAGGAGUAUGGUUUAUUUGCUCGACUUAUCAUUAUAAUGGGAGUUCCUUGGACUUUUGAGAUACUUUCGUAUUUUGCACAAUCUGAUAGCGUUCUCCAAAGAAUAUUUUUAAUUUUUGAUUACAUCAAUAGUGGUCAGGGUAUUCUCAUAUUCAUAUUGUUUGUGCUAAAGCGUAGUGUUCUUAAGCAAAUAGCUAAUAGUGUGCGGAAGCAGCAGGAUUCAAAAUCGAUGUCAUUGAACGUAACACGAUCAACACGGAAUUUAUCCUCCUCUGUAUUUAAACAGAAGGAAUGCAAUUGAUUAGUUCUUUAUAGUAUUAAGAUAAAUACUUAGGAACAUGUACAAUUUACUUUUAUUUUGUUGAAUGUUGUCGAAACUAAAAACAAUAAAUUUGUAUAUUUUUAAAGAA
This is a messenger RNA of Drosophila albomicans, 1778 nucleotides long. Its product is annotated as G-protein coupled receptor Mth-like. Gene Ontology annotation, molecular function: G protein-coupled receptor activity. Gene Ontology annotation, cellular component: membrane. Gene Ontology annotation, biological process: cell surface receptor signaling pathway. NCBI's taxonomy places the organism in Eukaryota, Metazoa, Arthropoda, Insecta, Diptera, Drosophilidae. The transcript is spliced from 9 exons. The record is from RefSeq and is a predicted model, not a curated record. The coding region runs from base 119 to 1669 and encodes 516 amino acids.